Didymodactylos carnosus is the source of this 1395-nucleotide messenger RNA. NCBI's taxonomy places the organism in Eukaryota, Metazoa, Rotifera, Eurotatoria, Philodinida, Philodinidae. The record is from the annotation of a GenBank genome assembly.
AUGGUACCACCAUUACAAAAUAAAAAACGAAAAAUAUUUUCAUUCUUGUUUUGUGGCAUAUCAUUAGAAAAAUGGUUAAAAUUAACAUCCGCAUUUCUUGUUUCACUCAUGAUUGGAAUAUUCACAAUUGUAACAACAUCACAACAAAAUCAUGUCGCUAAUUUAAAUCGUAUAAAAGAUUUAGAAAUAGCUAAUAAUCAGCGUCAGCAAGAUCAAGAACAAGCUGAUGAAUUACACAUAGAAACAGUUUAUGCCAGAUAUAUUACAGAAAUGAGUGAAUUAUUCAUGAAAAAAGAUCAUCCAAAACUAUCGAAAGACGAAAUGUUAGAACGUCUAAUAUUUGGACGUGCAAAAACGUUGACAACACUAAGACAAAUUGAUAUUAGACGUAAAAAUUUCCUAAUAUUCUUUUUAUACGAAGCUAAUUUACUGAAUGUUUCAAAAAAUCCAAUUGAUUUAACAGGUGCAAAUUUAACUGGUAUUAAUUUAGGUGAUGUUGGAUAUAGUUUAAAGUCUAUUAGUUUAAAAAAUUGUAUUCUAAUAAAUGCAUCAUUUUCUAUGUCUAAUUUGGAAUAUGCUAAUUUUUAUGGAUCAAUAUUAGAUGGUGCAAAUUUUUCAUAUAGUCGUUUAGGUAGGACAAAUUUUACGAAUUGUGAACUAAGUCGAACAGAUUUUCGUCAUUCAUUUAUUUAUGAUUCAUAUUUUGAUAAUGUGAAUAUGAGAGGUGCAUUAUUUCCUGAUUCAAUAAUACCCUUAAUAGACAAUGCAAUAGCACCAAAUGGAAGCUUUGUAUACAGUACAUAUAUGAAAGUCAGACGAACAAAUUUAGUUGAUAAUGGUGAACCAUUGUGUGCAAAUGUAUCAUUUCUAUCACUAAAACAACGAAAAUGGCUCUAUGUUGGUACAAACAAGCCAAUAGCGACAAUAGUCAGUUGUCAUUUUGAUAGACAAGAACAAUGUUGUUUUGGCGGGAGAAAGGAAAAUAAUGAUGAUCAAAAUUUAGAUGAAUAUUUAUAUCAGCAAAUUGAUGUGUUUGAUUAUUCACGUUUAAUCGAUUCUGGCAAGGCAAAAUAUAAUUUUUCAGCAUAUUUAGGUGGAAUGGAAUAUUAUAAUGAUUAUGCUUACAUGGACAUUGAAUUUAUGAUUAAGAAUGUACAUGUUGAUUCAAAUAAACCAGUUUUUCGUUUAGGCCCGGUAACAAAUACUGAACGACGAAAUCGUACCACAUUCGUGUACAGAGAAAAAAUUGAUGUAAUACCAAAAUAUACAAGACAAAUUACGAUAAAAAUGGUAUUUAAAAAAUAUAGUAACAAUUCAGAUUCGUCUGGACUGGUUCACAGUGUCAAAUUAUCAAUAACUGAUUUGAAUGAAAGCUAUGAAACAGACUUUUUAUAA